AUAUCGACAUAAACUAGACUGACAAUACAUCUUCAAAAAGUUCCAACAAAGUGAAUUUAAAAUUUACUUAGCUAUCAUCAAAUAAUAUAAAAAAUGGCACUAAUUCCUCAAUUGCUCGAAAAUAUUUUUCAACCCCUCAGUCUAAAUGACUCAAGUACCUCAAAAUUUGUGAAUCCACGUGUUGAUUGGAAGGAAAAUGAAGAUGCUCAUGUGUUCAAAGUUGAUCUUCCUGGAUUAAACAAAGAGGAAAUUAAAGUUGAAAUUGAAGAAGGAAAGGUAUUGCAAAUUAGUGGUGAGAUUAAGGGUGUUGAUCUUAAUAAAGAAGAUCAGAAGAAGGAGAAUGAGACGUGGAGACGCGUCGAGAGGCCACGUGGCAAGUUCUGUAGAAGAUUCUGGCUACCUGAAAAUGCUAAGAUUGAUGAGGUGAAGGCUAGUAUGGAGAAUGGGGUUCUAACUCUCACAAUUCCUAAGCAGGAGAUUAAGAAACCUGAGGUCAAGACCAUUGAGAUUAAUUAGUGGUUAAUUACUUAAUUAAUGUUGUCGUUAGUCUUUUCUUUUAAAUUUAAUUAAUAAUUGUGCAUGAGCUUUGAGUGGCAUUAUCUUGUUUUCUUGAUUGUUGUUUUAAUUUAAGCAAUAAUAAAAGUUGUUUGUUUGUAAAAUAUUCAUGA
Solanum stenotomum is the source of this 668-nucleotide messenger RNA. RefSeq names its product class I heat shock protein-like. Gene Ontology annotation, biological process: protein complex oligomerization; response to salt stress; protein folding. The transcript has a single exon. Bases 94 to 516 code for a protein of 140 amino acids. Lineage: Eukaryota; Viridiplantae; Streptophyta; Magnoliopsida; Solanales; Solanaceae. The record is from RefSeq and is a predicted model, not a curated record.